UUUUCGUUUUGUGGCACAGUAAGCGGCGGUCCUAAUGUGUAAUUCUCGUAAUAUCUUGAGUUUGUUAUCAUUGUAAAACGUUUGUUAAGAAUAGUGUACCCGUUUAAUGUGACCUGGAAAAACGUGACAGUUGUAGUGUUCAAAGUUAACACCAAAGUAAAGAUAAAUUGUUGACUUCCUUGGGUGGAGAGGGUGAGUAGUGAUGCAGACGAGGUAGCUGGGAGGUGGACGCAGCCAUGCCGCUGCCGAAGCGCUGCGUGGAGCCGGUGCACGUGUCCCGGGGCACGGUACCGGAGCGGCUCUCGGUACCUUCGGAACUGGAGGCCGUCACCAAUGGCACCCUUGCGAACACUGUCAGACAACUCUCUUCCCUCUCCAAGCAUGCUGAGGACAUGUUUGGUGAAUUGACCCGGGAGGCCACGAACCUGGCGGACAGAACUAAUGUGCUCCAAGCAAGGAUAGACAGGCUCGCUAUAAAGGUGACGCAACUCGAUUCUGGUGUUGAAGAAGUGUCCAUCCAAGACAUCCAGAUGCGUAAGGCCUUCCGUUCGUCUCGUUCGUUCGAGCAACAGCUGUUCUCGCGCAACACGAUGCCGUCCGCGAUGCUGGCGACGUACGCCAAGUGCGACCGGCCGCCGCCCCUCGAGCGCCUCAACGAGUUCAGAGACGACGGCAGGGACGCGAGGAAGUUCUACACGGACCCCGAUUACUUCUUCGAGCUGUGGCGAAGGGAAAUGUUGCAAGACACGGAACGAAUUCAGCACGAUAGAGGGAAGAAGGUGCGUCAGCCCCGCAGCGGCGGCGCGGAGGGUCGGGGGGCGCGGCGCGUGCGGCCGCCGCACUCCACGCGCGACCGGCACCGCGAGGCCGCGCUCAACCGCGGCGAGCACAUCAUGCCGCACACCUCGCCCACCGACCGCCGCGCCGACACCCUCUACCACGCAACAAACGUUCCCGACGGUAUUUAUGGCACUUCAAUUAAUCGAUCGAUGUCCACACAACCGGCUAGACCGAACUCUAUAGAAAUUGAGAACCAGCAGAACAACAGAACGAGAUUGACUGGUAACGGACAUGCUGUAAUGCCGGAGGAGAGUCCGUACGGUUCGGUGUCGGAGCCGAUCUACGUGUCGGUGGCGGGCGGCGCCGGCACGCCUCGCCGCGCGCGCCCGUCCGUGCCGCCCCCCGCGCCGCCCGCCCUCUCCGCCGCGCUCGCCGCCGCCGCGCCGCCGCCCCCGCAGCCGCUCGCGUCGCCCUCCGCCCUGAACACGCCUACUAGGUCUACGUUACCGCCACCCCCACCGCCGCCCGAGACUAACGCGCCGCUACACAACGGAGCCUCCCCGCCGCACCGCACCGCGCUGGACGCCCAUCUCGACCACAUGCACGCUGUCAUCGGCAUGAUGUCGUCAGAGGAGAGUGCUACAUCAUGCGUGCCCCCGCCCCCAGCACCUCCCGCCCCGCCCGCCCCCCCGGCGCCUCCAGAGGACCGACCCCGCGCACCCUCUCCGGCUUCUCUGCUGCGUGGCGCCUCCGCCCUCAAGCCGCCACGAGACCAACCAGAACCGCCGCCCGAUCCGCGCUCUGAUCUACUAAAGGCCAUACGUGAUGGUAUAAAACUGAGGAAAGUGGAGAAGCGGUGCGACGAGACGACAGGACGGUACGAUACAUUGCGGGGCGCGCCGCCGCUACUGGACGUGGCGUCGAUACUGGCGCGGCGGGUGGCGGUCGAGCUGAGCGACUCCAGCUCCGGCGAGUCGGACUCCGAGGAGGACUCGGACCAGUGGACGGAGCCUCGGGCGUGACGUCGCGCCUCGCCCCGGGACCCCUGCCGAGUGUCUCGGAACCCAUCGUUUCUGAGUCGCGAUAUAGAGGCGCGCCGCUCGACCGACUCUCCGUCUAUGCCCACGAAAACCGUAUCCCCGCCGGAAUUUACGACCCCAAAUAAGGAAUCCUCGCCACCCAAAACUCCUGUCCUUUCUCGAGAAGUUCCACGUUCUAUUCUUCAAACUUCGUCUCCUCCAAAAAAAGGUUCUAUUAAACUUACAUCGUUAGCUACGAGUCAAAUCGUAAAAAAGCCAUCUCCUGCUGUAUUUGAACGCUCAUCUUCAAUAAAGAAAACUGUUGAAUCGAAAACGUCGAAUUCACCUGUUGUUCCGUUGCCGUUGCCCAAAACUAAAACAAAUGAGAGUACCUCAGCUUUGAAAAGCUCUCCGUCACCGCCCGACGAUCUGCCACCUCCACCAAUAGAACUCGUCAAUCUAGAAACAGUUACAUCUCCACCUCUUCAACUAAAAUCGAAUGAAAGUCAAUCAAAAAGUGAUCGGAACAUGCAUGCCAAAACGCUAAAAAGGGAUGAUUCUAUCGUUCGUGAAAUUCCUCCAAAAAUCGAAAAAUUGACGCUUGUUGCACCCGAAAUAGAACAGAAUAAGACUGAGACUAGACCCGUAAAUGAAAGCACAAAUGAAUCAAAGGAAGAGGAGUCUAAUGGAGUUGGUGAUAAGAUUAAGAAAUUUGAGAAAGCAGCAGAGGAAGCGACCGUUGGACGUCUAUCCCGACCGGGGUCCAUGCGCCGGCCCCGCGUUUCUCGUCUAUCCUCUGAUGCAAAAGAUGAGUCUCCAUCUGUUAGCUCGCCUGCUCCUCAAUCGGAUCGAAUCAACUUUGUCUCUUCGCGGUGGCAACCCACAAACGGAGACCGGCCUCGGCCCGAACCCCAGAAAAUAAUAAAGCCAGAAUUCCGUCAGACCGCAGUGACCUCUGAAAUCACCAUUCGAUCACCGAGUCUCGGUGCGAAAAUUGCUGAUCGUUUCCCAUCCCGCGAUACUGCUUUUCGCAACGUCGCAGGGCCUGACGGAAAUCGUACUCGCGAUCAAUCUGAUGAUGAUACGGAGGCUCGCUCCAAAACGUCGGUCCAGAGGCGAGAUACUCGCCAUUCGGUAAGCAAGGGGUCCAGUUAUUUCACGCGCGGAUCAGAGGAGAUCUGGCUCGUUAAAAAGAAAGAUAUCGAGGAAAUCGAAGAACGAGUUUUCGAUUCAUUUCGGCGAGCAGGGGCGUGUGUGCGCAACGAGGGACCGGUGCAGGGUGCUGCAGCGCAGGGUUGUACCGGGCAGGGCGGCGCGGCUCAGGGCUGUGCGGUACAGGGCGGCACAAUGCGGCCGCGACGUCACGCCUACGGCCGCAGCGAGUCCCUGGAGGCGCACUGGGCGGGCACACGUGCCCACACGCUCAAGCGCCAGGCGUCAGUGGCAUGCACGUGCGGCCACGACCGUAAGCCGCGACCUCGUGCGACGCCCGACACGCCCGUGCGGACCCGCUCCCGCUCUCACGGCGACGAAAACAAUCAGUCGCAGGUUCUUGACAAGUAUGAAACACUUGUGUAGCUGACUCCGUACUGAUGUUCGUGUGAUCGAAUGUGUAUCGGCCUUGUGAAAUUAUUGAAAACUUCUAGUCUACGGUGGUUUGUUUUCGAUGAGACUGAGAUGGAUGCGGGAUGGAGAGCGAUGUCAUUUGGGCAAUGUUUAUUUACAAUGAAUAUUUAUUCAAUGCAAUGCAAUGAAUAUUUACUCAUGUAUUGGUGGGAUAUCCAGUGUAAAAAUAUUCAUUCCUAAACUAUUUUGUACGGUUAACAUGAUAGUACGCAUAUUUACUUCAAAUUGUGGCUUCUAGUUAAAUUUAGAUGAAAUUAUAUUAUCUAUUCGAAAUAAUCCGCGGCUGUUGUUAGUUUGACGACAUCUUGUGUAAUUUAUAAUGUUUAAUGAAACCAAAAAUCUUUAUUGAAUUUCUAAUAGUGACCAGAAUAUGUUCAAGGAGAAAAUGCUUUCUAACAAUUUUAAGGGUGUGUCUAUAAUAACUUUAAAAUUUUAUUUUCUAAAUAAUUGAUUUAAUUGUCAAGCGUGAGUCAAUUAAUGAUUUCCCUAUGAUCAUUCAUUUGAUCAAUCAUCAUGAAUGUGCAGUUUUGUCACUAUAAAAUUAUACGUAUAUCAUAUUGGAGAAGCCCUGAGCACAAGAUAUUGGUGCUUUGCUUGUUAGUUUAGGAAUUCAUAUAGCAAAGAAGUUUUGCAAGAUAUCAAAUCAUAUAAAUUUUUAUACUUUUAGUAGUAAAAUGCCCAUGCUUUAAUUGAAACAGGAAAAUUUUUGCUAGUCGAUUACUUGUGUAUUCGAUGCGUUUAUAAAUUUACUUAUGAAUACUCCAUUUAACCAUUUUUCCAUGUUUAAUGCAUUUGUUAUAAUAUUUUAUAAGGCAAUAAAUUAUUGACUGUGUGUCCGCUUACAAGAUAGUUCCAUGAAUUUUUUCAAAUGUAUAGUGCCAAUAAUCAUGUCGAAGUAUUUAAAUUGUAAGGCAUCCAAAAAUUCUUCCAUUCUUUAAUUUUUAAUAAAACUUACAAAAUGGUAGAAACAGAUGAUGAUGUUCCUUAAAAAAACUCGAAAGGAAGUGGCAAAAAACUGAAUUUUUUUGUUUAAAAAAAAAAAAACAUUCCCUUUCCUUCAUUUCCAAGCGGUUGUUAAUACUGUGUUUAAGUGUUAUAAUGAGCAACGAAUGUGUACCAAAUUGUUUAAACUAACUGUAAUGUUGUACCUAGCUAGACGUAAGUUCGAAUUUUGUACCUACUCAUAAUACAUUUCAUUUAAGCUAAAUUUAUACAAUUGUGUAUUAAUAAUAGAAAUUAUGUUCUUUUGACAUUUACAAAAUGAUUUUUAUUUAAUUUUCGCAUUGUGGAUUAGUUUUCAAUUUUCACAAAUCAUCUCUUCAUCCGACAUCAUUCAAUUAGUUACCUACGUUGCGUAAAAAUUCUAAGUGCACCACGUAGGUACUAGUUUGUAUGUAAAUGAGAAGAAACGUGUAUGAAAUGUAAUUAUAGGUUUAAGAAAAAUGAAUAAAGCAUGUUUUAUAUUAAAAAUAUUAUGUAAAUGCCUCAUCACUUUGCCCAGAUGUGGAAAACUACUAAUUAUUUAUUUGCAACAUUUUUUUAAAAUAUUAUUUUACUUUUUAAUGUAAAACAUAAAAUAGUUAUGUGCAGUAAAUUCUUAAUACGGAUGGUGUCAAAGUCACGGCGCCAAUUGUGUUCCAAGUUUUUGACAAUAUUUUAGAUAUGAAUUGAAAUGUUUGCUCCAUUACUCUGGGCCGCGAGGGUAUGUACCGUAUCCCCAGAUAAAUUUCACUUAUGAGAAUGUUUUAUAAAUUGUUUAUUUGCUAAUACAGUGUAAGUUAUA
Molecule: messenger RNA, 5208 nt
Organism: Bombyx mandarina (wild silkworm)
Lineage: Eukaryota; Metazoa; Arthropoda; Insecta; Lepidoptera; Bombycidae
Gene: SCAR
Product: wiskott-Aldrich syndrome protein family member 3 SCAR
Biological process (GO): positive regulation of Arp2/3 complex-mediated actin nucleation; actin cytoskeleton organization
Cellular component (GO): SCAR complex; cytoskeleton
Molecular function (GO): actin binding; protein kinase A regulatory subunit binding; Arp2/3 complex binding
Source: RefSeq, a predicted model, not a curated record